AUACAUAUAUUGAUUUUUAAAAAAAUUAUCUUCUAUUUUGCGUAUACUCCCCUGAUUGUGCAGAGAAUUAUCUUCAUUUUUACAAAUAAGAAAAAUAAAUUACAGACAGAACGUGAAAGAAAGUACAUUUGUAUAAAGGAGAAUAUUAUUGUAAAGAUCUGUUUGUUUUUGUUAUAUUUGCUGCUUUGCAUAUCUUUUCUCCAAAGAAUGAUUACACAUUCUGUUUCGUCGUGUGGAUGAUCUGUUCGAGCUACACUCUUUAGCGGUACUUUUUUCCCAAAUUUUUCUCCAUCCCGUCUUUCUCUUCUCUCGCAUAUACACACAUAUAUAUAUAUAUAUGUAUAUUAUAUAUAUUCUUAUUUUAUAAUUUACAUUUUGUAUUUGCAAUUUGUACAUUUUGAGUGCUUUAACAUGACAGGUGAAUAGAACGAAAUCACUAAAUCGCUUACGACUCCCCUGUCCUUGCACUAUCCGGUAAAGGUUAAGUUCUCGGAUCGGAGCGAGAAACGUCCAACAGUCCAACCCCAACCUCCAACUGCGGCAGUCGCGCGAGCGCACGCAUCACGCAUCUGUUUGUCAACCGGGAAUCGGCUGUAUGGAGAUUUCGCGGUGUCCGAGUAUUUUCUGAAGCAUGGAUUCGCCGCCGAGCCUGGAGACCGUUUACCAGGCCGUGUGCUCUUUAUAUAAUAAUACAAAUCCGGCCGAGCCAGGAAAAGCGUCAUUAUGGCUGGGAGAAUUGCAGAAAUCGGUAUACGCAUGGAAGAUAGCUGAUGAAAUGUUGCAUCAAAAACGAAAUAUAGAGUCUUGUUAUUUUGCUGCGCAAACAAUGCGUACUAAGAUACAACUCUCUUUUCAUGAAUUACCUCAAGAGGCUCAUAUUUCAUUAAGAGAUUCCUUGCUGGAACAUAUAUCGCAAAUUAAUGAACAUACUAAUUCUGCUAUUGUUACUCAGUUAUGCUUAGCACUAGCAGAUCUGGUCCUACAAAUGACAUCAUGGCAAAAACCAGUAGUGGAUUUAAUUAAUAAAUUUGGAACAAGCACUGCAAAUCUGUGGCCAUUGCUUGAAAUACUGACAGUGCUCCCAGAAGAAGCAAGUUCAAGAUCGCUCAGGCUGGGAGCUAAUCGUAGGCAUAAUAUGUCACUUGAAUUUAAUACAAGUGCAGAUACUGUGACAGAAUUUCUAAAAAUGUGCCUAAAGAACGGCAGUGAUAAUAUACAAAUCCGAGUGACUAUUUUGCGAUGUUUUACCAGUUGGAUAACUGUUCAUGCAAUACCACUUGAAGCCAUACCCUCGAGCGACGUAAUUGCUUAUGCCUUGCAAGUACUUAGCAAUCAUAUGGCUGGUUCGCAAUUGCAUGAAACAGCUACUGACUGCAUCUGCGUAAUUUUGCAGACGCUAGGGGAAGAUAUGAAUCGUGGUAGUACACUAUAUAACAAUAGCGGUCAACUACAGCAAGUGCAAUUGUGUGUUUUCACGAGUGUAAUGAAUUUAGAACAGCCAUAUCAUUUAUCUGUUGCACACGAGGAUAUGGAAAAAUCUAUAAAUUACUGUCGAAUAUUCACGGAAUUGGCCGAAACGUUCCUAGAACUUAUGAUAGCAGGUAGCGAAGGUGGGGAGCAGUUUUAUGCCACACAGAUUUUGGACCUUGUUCUUACAUGUGUUGGUCAUCAUGAUUAUGAGGUUGCACAGAUAACUUUUAACCUGUGGUAUCGGCUAUCGGAAAUUCUUUAUCAGAAAAAUAGCGACGAUCUUAAUACUGUAUUUCGGCCACAUAUUGAGAGACUGAUUGGUGCCCUUUGCAGGCAUUGCCAAAUGGAACCAGACCAUUUGGGUCUUGUGGAGGAAGGAGGAGGAGGAGAGGAAUUUGCUGACUUCCGAAACCGCGUUUCGGAUCUGAUAAAAGACGUAGUGUUCGUUGUUGGAAGCAGCCACUGUUUCCGACAAAUGUUCUCAUCGUUGACUGGAGGACCUGGACCACAGGGUCAACCUGUACAUACACCUACCUGGGAUUCCACUGAAGCUGCACUUUUUGUAAUGCAAGCAGUGGCGAAAAACAUUUUGCCAGAAGAAAAUGACGUUGUUCCGAAAGUGGUAGAAGCUAUUCUUAACUUACCAGAAAAUACUCACAUAGCUGUACGCUAUACCAGUAUUCUCUUGUUAGGUGAACUAUGCGAAUGGAUAGAUAGGCAUCCGCAAUCGUUAGAACCAGUGUUAAAUUUCCUCUUAGCAUGUUUAAAUCAAAAGGGUUUAGGAAGUGCCGCCUCAGGUGCACUGUUAAGCAUAUGUACAGCUUGCCCGUUACAUAUGGCCUCGCACUUCUCUGGACUUUUACAAAUAGCACGUUCUCUUGACAAUUUUGCUAUCAGCAACGAUGCAGCAAUUGGCCUACUGAAAGGAGUGUCGAUAAUUUUGGCGAGAUUACCACAUGAGGAAAUUACUACGGCAAUGCGAGAAUUGUGCUGUUUUCAAGCGAGUUCCAUAUGGACGCUUCUCGCGGAUAAUAUUCCAAUCGAGAGAGGAACCAAGACUGAUCCUGUGAUAUGGCUGGAUAGAUUAGCUGCUAUAUUUAAGCACACUAAUCCUCAAAUCGACGAACCCAAUAAAUCUCAUCCUUGUCAGACUGUGGUCAUCGAAAUGUGGCCAGUAUUGUCGAAUGUGUGCGAAAGAUAUCAACGGGAUGUAAGAGUCAUGGAGAGAUGUUGCCGUUGCAUACGUUUUGCAGUACGCUGCAUAGGAAAACAUUCUGCCCAUUUGCUUGAACCGAUUGUGAAACAGAUCGUACCGUUAUAUACGGUACAUCAACAUAGUUGCUUUUUGUAUCUUGGCUCCAUAUUGGUGGACGAAUACGCGACUGAUUCGGAAUGUGUAUGGAAUCUAUUAAAUAUGUUACAAGCUUUUAUUGGCCCCACCUUUGCACUUCUCGAACAAGAAGAUGGCUUGAAAAAUCAUCCUGACACAGUAGAUGAUCUAUUCAGGUUAUGCGCCAGGUUCCUUCAAAGAGCUCCUGUCCCUUUAUUACAUUCUCCUGCUAUCGGGAGCAUUGUAGAUUGCGCUAUAAUGGCUUGCAGUUUAGAUCACCGAGACGCCAACAGUUCAGUAAUGAAAUUCUUUUACGAUCUCUUGCAUAGCGGUCGCAGUUAUAAGGAUCGAUCAGAUUAUACGAUACGGCGACAAUUGGUACAAAAUAUAUUGCAAGAGAAAGGCCAAACGUUAAUUAUAAAAUUAUUACAUGCUUCAGUAUUUGAGCUGUCUUCUUAUAUGCUAUCCGAUGUGGCUGAUGUCAUUAUAGAACUUACCCGAAAUGAGACAGAACUUAUGUCGAAAUGGCUAGCGGAAGCUAUCCUAACGAUGCCAUCGCAAAACGCAGGUGGAGCUCCUACAGCCACAUCCGAACAACUUACUGAGUUUCACAAUACAGUCACGAGGUCAGAAACACCAAAAACCGUUACACACGCCCUACGAAAUUUUGCACGUCUGUACCGCUAAAUGCGUUUAUAUAAUAUACAUUAUAUUAUAUAUAAUAAAUAUAUAUAUAUAUAUUAUAUUAUAUAUAUAUUUAUUCAUUAAAUUUCUUAAAAAUGAUACACAUUAUUGAGAUCUUCCAGCAAGUUUCAAUUACUAUGUCGAGAAUAAAAAUCUCAAAACAGCGAAAUGUGACAUGUGAGUCUCACGGGGUGCUGUAGAAACAUUAGGAAAAAAAUUAUUUAGAUUUUUAUGUUCUUAUUAUCUAUGGUUGUGUUUGCAAAGUAUUUUCUUUUUCUUUUUAUCUUUUUUUUUUUUUUAGAUGUGUAUACAUUAUAUUUGGGCAAGUAUCAUUUUUUUUACAAGUAUGUAUCAGAAAAUUCUUUAUAUUUUUUUAUUAUUUAUUUGUAACUGUUCUUUAAUUAAUCUGUGUAGAAGAGAUAUCUAUACAAUAUUUAUUGUGCUAAAUAUAGACAAUGUUUAUAUGUGUAUAAAGAAAGAAUGUUUUUUUUUUCGGAUUUAAAAUAUAUCGAUCAAUUUCUUUUUAAUAAAACAAGAAAAAUUAAAUACUUUGCAGACAUACUAUAAAUAAUAAACACGUGGACAGAAUUCAUGAAGGCGAUAUAUAUGUGUGCUAACCAUUAUAAAUUAAGUGGAUUAUGCCGAGUUAAUUAUAUUUACGAGUGAAAUAUUUUGUUAAUUAUUUGCAAAAAUUUUAUAGUAUUUUUUUAAAUAUCUUGACUACUAUUUCGACGUAAUUACAUUUACUCAGUUUAAAAAAUAAUCAAGUUUCCAACAUACAAAAAUAAUUAAUGGCAUUUGUUUAACUAAUAAUAUGUGAAAAGCACAUAUCUCAGAAUAAAAAUAAUUUUUAAUUAGAAGCACACUUUUGUAAAUGUAUUACGAUAUAUCUAAAAAAUUAAUACAAAUUUUGAAAUCUCAUGUCCAUAGACUUUAAUUAGAGCGAAUUCUAUGUGCAAAAAUUAAUCAGACACAUCUAUCGUUGUUUUAAUUAAUGUUGGAAAACAUUAUUAGGCAUAUGUAUCUAAAUUAAACACAUAAUAAUUAUUCCUUAUUCAAUUUUUUAAAACGCGAGCUGAUUUCCGAUUUAUAUCUAUUGUAGUAUAAUAGCGAAGAAAAUUCUCUUGCAAUUACUUUGAUACACGCGAAUGUAAUUAUUCACAUAACACAAAUUUGAGAAACUUAUACAAAUUUUUCCAUGUUUACAUAUAUAAAAUACAUCUGUAGAGUAAACAUGUAUUUUAAGUAUAUAUUUUAACAAUUGUGUAAUAUACAUAUAAUAGCAGAUAUAAGUAACAAGCAUCACCUUGCUGUGUUACUGCAAUGCAUUCGUGAACGAUGAUAAUGAUAGAAUCAUUUAUCUAUAAAUGAGUAUGAAAAUAAUUGUUAUAUUUUCUAGUUUUACGCUCUGAAUCUAUCGUUUAAGUGUACAUAUCGUUUAUAUACGACAAAUAUUAGAUGCCGCUCUUCUUUCGUGGAAUGUUAAUGUACAGAAUGAAGUAAUUGAUUAAGAAUUAAGUAACAAUAGAGAGAACGAAAUGUUUAUAAUGUAUUACUACUACAUAUGAUAUAACGCGUCGAGAUGUUAAGCUCGUUAAAUCCUCGACAACAGUAUUCCUGCAAAUACUGUUCGAUGUAGCAUUUACGUUGAGCGCUAAUCGUCAUUUUGUUUCAUAGUAACGGUAAUCUUUCGAUGAAAUCUCGAAUAAAGUGAUAUUUUUUAC
This is a messenger RNA of Formica exsecta, 5208 nucleotides long. It is a transcript of the gene Tnpo-SR, whose product is annotated as transportin-3. The record is from RefSeq and is a predicted model, not a curated record. Gene Ontology annotation, biological process: protein import into nucleus. Gene Ontology annotation, cellular component: cytoplasm; nuclear membrane. Lineage: Eukaryota; Metazoa; Arthropoda; Insecta; Hymenoptera; Formicidae. Gene Ontology annotation, molecular function: small GTPase binding. The coding region runs from base 632 to 3487 and encodes 951 amino acids. The transcript has 19 exons.